Molecule: messenger RNA, 1520 nt
Organism: Helicoverpa zea (corn earworm)
Lineage: Eukaryota; Metazoa; Arthropoda; Insecta; Lepidoptera; Noctuidae
Exons: 9
Coding region: 48-1319 (423 amino acids)
Source: RefSeq, a predicted model, not a curated record
AGUAGUAUUAUCAAGUUGUUCAGUCUGUGUUGUUAAGCGACAAUAAAAUGUCUCUUACAUUGUGGUUUGUAGGUUUCAUAAUUUUAUUGUUUGUUUACAAUUGGGUGUUCAAGAACCCCAAGCCGAUUCUUGGUGUUUACGCGGUCCCAGGAAAGUGGUAUUAUGUGAAAUAUGUCCUGUUCGCCGCUCUGUAUUAUUUUAGAAAGUAUUCAAGUAAACAUGCUGCGGCAGGCCCAGAGGGGCGGGCGGGGCAGGGGGUGAAGGCUAUAGCCGAUCCCAACGCCAUGGACAGAGCGCAACCCCUGAGCGAUGAUGCUAAGGCUUUUGAUGCCGUUUUCUUCAUUUCGGCGAACAGCGAAAAAAACAAAGGCGUCUAUGUGAUCGCUGGCUGUGAAAGAAGACCUCUUGGCAUGUGCAACGGACUGUUCUAUAUUGGUUUGCCAAACAAAGGCUUGCUAUGCAGUAAGAAGAUUCCCGACACGGUUCUAUUUGGGGCCGAAAUCGGCGAGUUUGGCGCUGAAGGGAUCAAAAUCACUCCUGUAGUUCCCAUGCAGAAAUGGACCGUCUCCUACAAAGGACAGAUGUGGUACCAAAAUGAUCCAACCAAACUGGUGGAAGUAGACUUCUUCGGGGAAUGGAACGCCACAUCCAAGCACUUUGAUUUCGACUCCGAUCUCUACCCUCCGGCCGUCAUCAAGUCUAUAGCCUUAGAGAAAUGGAGCAGAGAGUAUUUUGAGAAGCUCAAGACAGCACACCAAUCUCAUUACGAACAGUUCGGCACAUUGAAAUGCAAGUUCAAGAUUGAGAACGAAUCGUUUGAGUACACGCUCCCAUCGUUCAGGGACCACAGUUUUGGUCGUAAGCGCGACUGGACCCUGAUGCACCGUUAUGCUUUCCACCACAUCUUCCUGGAGAACGGCAUCAGUAUCAGCGUUGGAGUCAUCUGUCAACCCUCUACUGCCUCCGUUUUUGAAGCCGGUACCAUAGCCUUCCCCGACGGCGAGGUGUUGCCUAUAAAAUGGGUAGAUUUGAAGCUUUACCAGCAUGGCGAGAAUGGGCAGGCUCCUCGCGACUAUGCCUUCAAGUUCCAGGCGGGUGAUGAGGAGUAUACUGUACAGGUAUUAGUAGAAUACGAAUCGGUCCACUACGUGUCAUCAGAUUGGGACGCUCGCAUGGUCGAGCGAUUCUGCAAGUUUAUCGUGAACAACGUCCCUGGACGAGGAGUCUCAGAGUUCCACUACAGGCACAAGGAUGGAAGACCAGAGUCAGUUGCCAAGAACGAUCCUGAGUGGUACAGGAAAAUGUGCCAUAAGGUGUAGGGAGAGAGUCGAAAGUCCAUUACUGCAGAUCAUGAUUCAAGGAGGUGUUCAAACAAAGUCUUCGUUAGAUGAAUUUUAACGAUUAAUUAUGGCCGUUUAGUGCAGUUUUAUGUUCUUAUUUACGUGUUAACAUUUAUUUUAGAUUAUUUACGCAUUUUUUUUUCUUUUUUGAUAGAAAUUGUAUUAAAUGUUUUAUUAAAA